Molecule: messenger RNA, 846 nt
Organism: Aspergillus bombycis
Lineage: Eukaryota; Fungi; Ascomycota; Eurotiomycetes; Eurotiales; Aspergillaceae
Product: tyrosine-protein phosphatase
Exons: 2
Coding region: 1-846 (281 amino acids)
Biological process (GO): dephosphorylation
Molecular function (GO): phosphoprotein phosphatase activity
Source: RefSeq, a predicted model, not a curated record
AUGAACCCCAAUCAAGCCCCCAACAACAACAACAACAACCUCCAAGAAAUCCUCGCAACCGACAUACAAAUCGAAAUCCCCCCCGAAACAGUCACCGCCAUAACAUCGCAAUCCCCCUUCAUCACCAUUCCAGGACUCUUCAACAUCCGUGACAUCAGCAGCGGCAGCCUACGCGCGGGGUACGCCUACCGCUCGGGUGCUCUAUCCAGAGUAUCCGACGAGGGCAAAAUAGCUCUCCGUGAAGUAGGGAUAACCACCAUCUUCGACCUGCGCAGACCCGAUGAACGGACUAAAUCGCCUAGUCCUGUCAUCGAGGGCGUCGAGACCGUCUGGGAGCCGUAUACCCGGGAGCCGGACCCGACCAACCCGCUAGACUUCAAAGAAGAGGACCAGGGCGUCUCGGGGUUUCUGAACAUGUUUACGUGUAUCAUAGAGAUCUCGACGCCGAUUUUUAGAAAGGUGUUUUUGCAUAUUCGGGAUCGGCCACAGGAGCCGUUUCUUUUUCAUUGCACUGCCGGUAGAGACCGUACCGGCGUCCUGGCGGCUUUAAUCCUCUUGCUGGCUGAUACGCCCUCCGACGUUAUUGUCCAUGACUUCGCUCUGAGUCGCAUCGGAGUCGAACCUGCUCGAAAGAUGCUGAUGACCGCCUUUCCCACCCUCUCCGGCGCUGUGACCCCAGAGAAUGCCGGGUGGCUACAGCUGAUGAGCGUGCGACCUCUUGCGAUGGCUGCGUUCUUGGAUACGGUCGAGCAGUCCCUCGGGGGCGUGAAGGGGUAUUUGACGGGCGUACUGGGGUUUUCAGAAGAGGAGGUGGAGGUUAUGCGGGCAAACUUGAAGGGGAAUUAA